Haplochromis burtoni (Burton's mouthbrooder) is the source of this 687-nucleotide messenger RNA. RefSeq lists its product as uncharacterized. The annotation marks the transcript as partial. The transcript has 3 exons. The record is from RefSeq and is a predicted model, not a curated record. NCBI's taxonomy places the organism in Eukaryota, Metazoa, Chordata, Actinopteri, Cichliformes, Cichlidae.
AAUUGUUUUCUUUUAGGUCUCCAACAUGUGUUUCUGCUGCAUGGAAAAGACUUACACCUGGAUGUAGAGAAAUUGGUUAAACUUGACAAAAAGACUGAUUUGCUCUGGAAAUUUAAUUACAGUAACAAUAUAGCUAAACAUGUUUUUAAUAAUGAUCCAGUCGUGUUUGACAAUUAUGAAGGAAGGGCUGAGUUGUUUGGACAAAAUGACUCUUUGCUAGUGAAGAAUGUACAACACAAUGACAGUGGAGAUUAUACUGCAGUAACAAUCAGCGGAAAAGAGCAAAAGGUAGCUGAAUAUAAGGUCAUAGUUCAAGAUUCAGUGACUCCUGCUGACCUGGCAGUGGACCCUGUGUCCAACAGCUCAGACUCCUGUGACCUGACUGUGACCUGCAGCACAGUGGACUUUAACAUCAGCAGUAGUUUCAGAUGUGAUGGUAAAAACUGCUCUCAUGCAGGAGCAAAGAAUUUGAAGGCCACAAAAUUUUUUUCCUCUUUAAUUGUUUACCUGCAGCAAGAUACCAUUUUCUGUAAUCACAGCAACCAAGUGAGCUGGAAUGAGACUAAGAAGGUGCUCAAAUCUUACUGUGAAACAGAUACAGCUCCCAGUGGAGCCAUCAUAAAUGCAGCUUCGACUUCUGUUCUCUUCUUGCUGACUCUCUUCAUAACCUUUGUGGCAUCAUGAAAU